This is a messenger RNA of Sabethes cyaneus, 1142 nucleotides long. Its product is annotated as adenylate cyclase, terminal-differentiation specific. The transcript has 2 exons. Gene Ontology annotation, biological process: chromatin remodeling. The record is from RefSeq and is a predicted model, not a curated record. NCBI's taxonomy places the organism in Eukaryota, Metazoa, Arthropoda, Insecta, Diptera, Culicidae. Gene Ontology annotation, cellular component: Ino80 complex; nucleus. Bases 153 to 1061 code for a protein of 302 amino acids.
AGUUCGCAAGGAAUCCUGAAUGUUUCCUUCUGUGUGAAUCGUGUGAAUGACUCGUGUUUCUAAUUUUUCCAAUUUUUUGCAUUGAAUAAUUUUGUUCGGGCAACAGUAUCGUUAGGUGCGCCAGUUAGACUUUUUGGCGGUUCCGGAAUACAAUGCUGGACGGUUGGUACUGUCGUUCAAUGAACGAGCAAGCGCUUCAACAACAACAGCAGCAGCAGCAGCAACAACAACAACGGCAGCCUCAAGCGCACCAUUCUCAGCAACAGAAUCGGAACAACUCGCUGGAUACGGACGACGUAGGCCAGGAAGACCGUGAUGGUAACUACAGUUCCGGACAGGAUGACGACAGCGACGAGGAGAUGCUACCGCGGAGACGGCAAGUAAACUAUAAACAGCAGUACAGCGAGCUAAAGAAGAAGUUAAAAUAUUUGCUCUAUGAGAAUGAAUUCUUCCAGGAAAAUCUCCGUACCAGUCAGCGUCGACUGCUGAAAGUCACACAGGAUAGAUCUUUUUUGUUGGAACGUCUGCUGCAGUACGAAAAAACUGAUCUCACCUCAUCGGAAAGUGAAGAAACGGAAUCGUCAGACGAUUCCUCUAAGGUGGAACCGGCGCCAACGGUAGGUCGUAAACGAAAGACCGAUAACACUAACGCUAACUCACAAGGCAAGGGCGCGCCGAAACGAAGAAAACCGGGCCCUAAAAAGCAAGCUCAAGCCCAAGCGAGGCAGGCGAACAGCAACAGUAUGGUCUCGCAUCCGUCGACGGCGCAGCCGCAUAUGAAUCCAACCGUUUCCUCGGUACAAUCCAUGCUUACCAACCAUCACCAGUUGCAGCAGCAACAGCUACAACAACAGGAAGGCCAUUUGACGACGGAGGAAAUCGAACGGCAUCUGCAGUCCAGGGCAGCGCAGUCGAUGCUGGAAGUCGUACCGGAAGGAGAACUACCGAACGAAAUGUUUAGUCAGGCACCGUCGAGCGAAUCUAACGAUCACAUGGUGGAUACCUCACCGAGCAACAUAGGCGAAGAGUGCCUUUCCGGUGACCUGAUGCAGCAGGAAUGAUUGCCGAAAAUAGAGAGCACGCCCCACUAUCGUGGUUUAGAAGUAUACUAAGUAAUUGGGAAAAUAAAUUUUAAACUUUUU